AUGCACGUUAGUCGCAAGGAACAUUUGAGACGGCAUUUGUUGUCGCACUCGGGAGAAAAGCAUCAUGUUUGUUGGGUGCUAGAAUGUGGCCGCAAAUUCUCCCGGAAUGAUAACCUCAAUGUUCACUACACCAAGACACACUCCAAACGGUCUGGGCGCAACCGCUAUGUUGCCACUCUGGAUAAUACAAGUCCUUAUUAUGAUCCGAACUUUCGCGGCGAACUCACACCUGAUGGAAAUCCGGUCUUAGCUAACCGUGAGCCCUAA
Penicillium angulare is the source of this 267-nucleotide messenger RNA. RefSeq lists its product as uncharacterized. The coding region runs from base 1 to 267 and encodes 88 amino acids. NCBI's taxonomy places the organism in Eukaryota, Fungi, Ascomycota, Eurotiomycetes, Eurotiales, Aspergillaceae. The record is from RefSeq and is a predicted model, not a curated record. The transcript has a single exon.